CUGUCUCCUCAAUCCACGAGCAGCAGAACUUUGCUACUGCUGAACAGAAGCUCAAGAGUCUCGAAAAACUCGAUGAUGGAGGUGCCGGUGGCUUCAACUGGUUCACCAUGCGCACAAUCCUGACUUCCGGUGCCGGUUUCUUUACUGAUUCUUACGAUGUAUUCAUCAUUAACUUGGUCACUCCUAUGCUUGGCUACGUAUACUACAAAGACAACAACAGCAAAAUGCCCACAGAUAUCGAAGGCAUUAUCAAGGGCAUGGCUUCCGUCGGUACCUUAAUCGGCCAACUUACCUUUGGUUUCUUGAGUGAUAUCUUUGGCCGCAAGAUCUACGGUCUCGAGCUCAUGAUUAUUAUUCUCGGAACUAUCAAUUGUGCUACUUCUGGAUCUGCCGUUCGUGGUGUUUCUGCUAUUGGUUUCCUUGGCUGCUGGCGUUUGCUUCUUGGUAUCGGUGUUGGCGGUGAUUACCCUAUGUCUGCUACUAUUACUUCUGAGUGGUCUUCCGCAGGUCGUCGUGGUAUGAUGAUGGCCCUGAUUUUCUCCAUGCAGGGUAUUGGCAAUCUUGCCGCCGCAAUCGUCACUCUUAUCCUCCUCGCUAUUUUCAAGAAUGCCAUUAACGCCGAUGUCGACAAUCUCGAUUACGUCUGGCGCCUUUGUAUUGGUCUUGGUGCCGUUCCUGCUGUUGCCACCAUCUACCUUCGUUUCACCAUGCCCGAGUCUCCUAGAUACUCUCUCAAUGUAAACCACGAUGUCGAAGCUGCUGCCAUGGCCAAGGGUCAACAGGUUUCAGCAGAACUUGCUAAGCAAUACACCAAGGUUGAAGAAAAGCGCAACCAUUGGGCCGAGUUCACUGCUUACUUUGGUCAGUGGCGCCACUUCAAGGUCCUCCUUGGUACAUCUCUCUCCUGGUUCUUGCUCGAUAUUGCUUUCUACGGUCUUGGUCUCAACAACUCUUAUGUUCUCGCUGCAAUUGGCUACUCAAGAAAACCCACUGCUUUUGAGACUCUCUGGGCAAACACUGUUGGUCAAAUCAUCAUUACCUGUCUUGGCUCCGUCCCUGGUUACUAUCUUACUGUCAUUUUCAUCGAACGUUGGGGUCGGCGUACUAUCCAGAUGAUGGGCUUUGCUGUUACAACCGUUCUGUUUACCAUUCUUGCUGCUGCUUAUUAUCCUCUCCGUGACAACUCCACUCCCGCAUUCAUUUUCCUUUUCACUCUUGCUCAGCUUUUCCAGAACUUUGGUGCCAACAGUACUACUUUCAUUAUCCCCGGUGAAGUCUUCCCUACAAAGGUCCGCUCAUCUGCUCAUGGUAUCUCUGCUGCUUCUGGUAAGGCCGGUGCCAUUAUUGCUGCCUUUGCUUUCAACGUCUUGGUCGAUGUCAACGGUGCUCCUGGAGAGCAUGCUUUCUUGCCCGAGACUCUUGGUAUCUUUGCUGCUGUCAUGUUCUUGGGUCUUGUCGUCACAGUCCUUUGGGUUCCUGAGUCCAUGGGCAAGGAUCUUGAUGAGUUUGAAGAAGACUAUGUCUCACCUGGUUUGGUAGCUGUCUCUGAUCAAACUUCUAUCCAAAACGAAGCCACCCCUACUUCCAAGGCUUAAGAAUAUUUCUUUUGCUAACCUUAUCCUUCAUCCCACCCUUUUUUAAAAAAAACGACACUUUUCUUAUAUCUUGCUCAGCGUUUUGCGAGCCUAAUGAGUCGUUUAUCUACCUCUUUCAUCUAGUUCAUAUCAUUUAAUCCUUCCAUUUAAUUAAUAUAUCUUUCCCUUUUGUAAAUAAUAUAUAAAUAAUUACAAAAAAAUACAUAUCACCAUUGAAAUAAAAAUUAUUUUAUCCAU
Messenger RNA from Phycomyces blakesleeanus NRRL 1555(-), 1832 nucleotides. RefSeq lists its product as hypothetical. Gene Ontology annotation, cellular component: membrane. The record is from RefSeq and is a predicted model, not a curated record. The coding region runs from base 108 to 1595 and encodes 495 amino acids. Gene Ontology annotation, molecular function: transmembrane transporter activity. Gene Ontology annotation, biological process: transmembrane transport. NCBI's taxonomy places the organism in Eukaryota, Fungi, Mucoromycota, Mucoromycetes, Mucorales, Phycomycetaceae. The transcript has a single exon.